Molecule: messenger RNA, 834 nt
Organism: Cyphellophora attinorum
Lineage: Eukaryota; Fungi; Ascomycota; Eurotiomycetes; Chaetothyriales; Cyphellophoraceae
Product: putative hydrolase
Exons: 1
Coding region: 1-834 (277 amino acids)
Cellular component (GO): mitochondrion
Molecular function (GO): acetylpyruvate hydrolase activity
Source: RefSeq, a predicted model, not a curated record
AUGCGGGCCAGCAUUGACAAGCGCAUGCACGCAUUGUUGCGUGGUCACGGCGCAGUCCAGUUGUCAAGGCUGCUAGGACUCGGUUCUACGACCCAGUCUGGCUCUCUCCAGUCCACCUCCAGUGUCUACUGGGAUGAUUGCAAUAGUGACUGGACUGACUUUGCAAUCUUCAGCGACCACAUAACCGAGCUCUCCUCCGCCCGCCCCUCGCAACCGUUCUUCUUCCUGAAGCCUCCGUCCUCCAUCCUCCUGCCGGCCAGCGGACCCCUCAUCCGUCCCAAGGGCGUGUCGUUACACCACGAAAUCGAACUCGGCCUGAUCAUCGGGCCCCCACCUUCCGGCAAAUCCUCCUGGAAGAACAUGCCCAACGAUGCGUCCACUGCAUUGUCCGCAGUCAGCGGCUACCUUCUCACCAUCGAUAUGACAGCGCGCAACGUCCAGAACGAGGCCAAGAAGAAGGGCCUACCAUGGAGUAUUGCUAAAGGAUUUGAUACAUUUUUGCCCGUCAGCAACGUGAUUGCGAAGGAGAAGAUUCCAGAUCCGCAUGAUAUCGAGAUCUACCUGAGCAUCAACGGAGAGGAUAAACAGAGGGAUAGCACAAAUCUAAUGCUGUUCAAUAUUCCGUGGAUGCUGAGCGACAUCAGUCAAGUGAUGGCGCUGGAGGAGGGCGAUUUGGUGCUCACGGGGACGCCAAAGGGUGUCGGGCCAGUGGUCGCUGGGGACAAGCUGAAAUGUGGACUGCUUGUGGGUGGGAAGGAGCUGGAGGAGGCGAGGUUGGAGGUGGAGUGUGUGGACCAGGGAGCGGAAGAGCCGUAUGAGUAUAGGGAAACGUGA